UCUUCAACUGAAGUGUCAGCUCUAGCGUUUUGCUUUGGUUGAAAAUACAAUUAAAAAUUGAUUGCGAAGUAUUUAAAUAUUCUGCAUCGCCAGCCAUAAAAAUCUGCGAAAACUGAACGGUGGCGGCAUCGAAAAUACCGAAAGAAGCACAAAAAGAAAAAUUUGCAAGGCUGCGUCUGUGUUAGUGAGCGUGUGCGAGCGCGCGUGUGUUGCUCUGUGUGCGUGUGUGUGUUGGCGAGUACGAGUCUUUUUUGCCUUCAGUGCGUGCGCUGUUUCUCGUGUGGAGCCCAAAGGAAGGAAAACACACAAAAAUACAAGAAAUCCGCUAAGGAAAAAAGCGUAACCAAAAAGAACAUCCAAAACAAACAAGUGCCGCUGCAAUGGAGAAGAGAAUAGAACUGGAAAGACGCGCACGCAAAGUAAAUCAGAUCACAGAGCUGAAUCUGGACAACUGCCGUAGUACAAGCAUCGUUGGCCUUACAGAUGAAUACACAGCCUUGGAAUCGCUUAGCUUGAUUAACGUGGGUCUCACCACACUGAAAGGUUUCCCCAAGCUGCCCAAUUUGAAGAAGCUGGAACUGUCCGACAACCGGAUUUCGAGUGGCCUCAACUAUCUGACCACCAGCCCCAAACUGCAAUAUCUCAACUUGUCUGGCAACAAGAUAAAGGAUCUGGAAACCCUGAAGCCCCUGGAGGAGUUUAAAAAUCUGGUUGUGCUGGAUCUGUUUAAUAACGACGCCACUCAGGUGGAUAAUUACCGCGAGAAGAUCUUCAAGAUGUUACCAUCGUUAAAUUUCCUAGAUGGAUUUGAUUGCAACGACGAGGAGGUGCAAUCUGAUGGCGAUGAUGAUGAUGAGGUCAACGGCAACGAUUCCGAUGAAGAAGGAGAUAAGUGCAAUGCAUUCUGUUUAAAUGGUUUAGAGAUCGAUUUAGACGAGCUCGAGGCUUUGGAGAAGCGGGUAAAGGCGAAAAAAAGUUUGCAGGACAAACCACCUCCCCAAUCGGAGGACAAAGAAGUAGACGAAUUAGAUGAAUACUUGAAAGAGUUGCAGCUAAGGGAAUCUACUGAUGCUGCAAGCGAUGAACAAUCUGUGAUAAAUGCCACACCGCAGCCUUCUAGCACUUCUAACUUAAGUUUUGUAAUCCUGCUGUAUUGGUUCCUUGCCAUUUUAAAUUUGGGCAGUGCUACAUAUUUUUCCGGCGAGGAUGACGACGACAGCGAUGAUAGCGACGAAGAGGUGAAUGGCGAAGUGUCCUUGUCGGAGGUGUACAAUGACGAUUUGGAAGAGGAUAACUCUGAUUGGGAAGGCGAAGACGAGGUUGGCGAGGAGGACGAGGAAGAGGAUUCCGAUAUUGAUGAUGCUGAUGGUGAUGCAAACGAAUCGGCUGCAUCAGUGAAUGCCAAGGACAAGGAUGGCGAAAAGGAAGCAGACGAGUCGCAAGUCAGAGGCAAGAAGAGAAAGCAUGAUGGUUAAAUCCCUGAUCUGCCGCUAUAGCGUCUUUGUACGUUAUAAAUUUAAAUAUACACCCACACACAAAACAAAAACACACACACACACACAUCAUAUUUUGAUAGAAAAAGAUGAUAAAUCCUUUAGGAAACCCACAAUUUGUUUCUCUAAAAUGUAAGCUAAUGAAAGAAGAAAACGACAAAAAAACCAACAAAAAAUCCAAAAUAAAGCAAGAGCGGAGAAGCAUGAUGAACGUAAUAAUCAAACAAAGCUAAACAAGAAACAAAAAAAUCUUGUUUAAGCGAGAAAAAUCGAGGAGGAAUGCAAAGGAAACCAAGCAAACAACCAAUUAAACAAGUCGCAUUAGUAUAGCCUCAUCCGAGCCCGAGUUCCAGUUUCAUUUUAAACACCUUCGCCAUCUUCAGGAUUCACAAUAUGAAAUCCAAAUCACUAUGUUAAAGAUUACACAAUUACAACGUGUACAAUUUUUAGCCAUCCAGCAUCUUUAUUUUUAAAUUUCAAUCAAACAAUAGCUUUCCGGCGUUAUUUGAACAACUGCGGAUUUGUCAACAAUUCGCGUGAAAACGAUCACACAAUUUACUGCUAAGAACUUUUAACUAACUCUUAAGUCAUUCCUUCUUUAAAUACGCAUAAGUUAAGCAUCCAACUUCACCCACUUUAUGCUCAAGGCGAUUUACCCACACUUACAUUGUUACCCAUCACCCACCUCCCAGAUACACAAACUUUAUCCGCGUCUCUCUGUAAACGUAGAGCCCUCACUUUUGAGCAACCCGAAUUGUUUUCCUUUAUAUACUUUUAAGUGUACUUUUGCCACAUACCGAAAUGUUUCCACUUAUUCAACGGCAGUAGUGUUUUCAUUAAAUGUGGAGAGUAAAUCUUAUACACAAAACAA
Drosophila mauritiana is the source of this 2364-nucleotide messenger RNA. RefSeq names its product acidic leucine-rich nuclear phosphoprotein 32 family member A (gene Mapmodulin). The record is from RefSeq and is a predicted model, not a curated record. The coding region runs from base 381 to 1475 and encodes 364 amino acids. Lineage: Eukaryota; Metazoa; Arthropoda; Insecta; Diptera; Drosophilidae. The transcript is spliced from 7 exons. Gene Ontology annotation, cellular component: nucleus. Gene Ontology annotation, molecular function: histone binding.